CAGGUGGAAAAAGGAGAAGAGAGCUUCGGGGUUUGGGGAACUAAAGAGGUUGUUGAACAAUGAAAGGUGAUAUAAGCCAGAGGCUGCUUAAAGAAGCAGAAAAGAUUGAAGUUGAAGAAGCAACACUAAAAGAAAAGAUAUGGAUGGAGUUAAAGAAGACGUUUGUUGUUGCAGCUCCUGCAACAUUCACCAGGUUUUCCACCUUUGGUAUCGCUGUCAUCAGUCAAGCUUUUAUUGGUCAUAUCGGACCUGUUGAGCUUGCUGCUUAUUCCCUCUGUUUCACUUGCCUUUUGAGGUUCGGCAAUGGUGUUUUGUUGGGCAUGGCAAGUGCAUUGGAAACUCUAUGUGGUCAAGCAUUUGGAGCUAAACAAUACCAUAUGCUGGGGAUAUACCUUCAAAGAUCAUGGAUAGUUUUGUUUAUGAGUGCAUGUUGUCUUCUCCCAUUAUACAUCUUCACCACCCCACUUUUUAUAGCUUUAGGCCAAGAAGAAAAGAUAGCCCAAGUGUGUGGUUACAUUAGCCAUUGGUUCAUCUUUAUAGUCUUCUCUUUUAUCAUCUCCUUCACUUGCCAAAUGUUCCUGCAAGCUCAAAGCAAGAACAUGAUUAUUGCAUAUUUGGCCGCCUUCUCCAUUGGAAUCCAUAUCUUUCUUUCAUGGCUUUUGACUAUGAAGCUCGAGUUUGGGCUGGCAGGAGCUUUGUUUUCCACUGUUUUGGCCUAUUGGUUACCCAAUGUAGGUCAGAUUUUGUUUGUUACUUGUGGAGGGUGCAAAGAUACUUGGAAGGGUUUCUCAAUGUUGGCUUUUAAGGAUCUUUGCCCUAUGGUCAAGCUCUCUAUAUCCUCUGGUGUUAUGCUUUGUCUCGAACUCUGGUACAACACGAUAUUGGUUCUUCUAACUGGAAACUUGAAAAAUGCUGAGGUGGCCAUUGAUGCUCUUGCCAUUUGCCUCAACAUUAAUGGAUGGGAAAUGAUGAUAUCACUUGGUUUUUUGGCUGCUGCAAGUGUUAGGGUCUCAAAUGAGCUUGGAAGAGGAAAUGCCAAAGGUGCCAAGUUUUCGAUUAUCAUGACAACUCUUACAUCACUUUGUAUCGGAUUCGUGCUGUUCCUGGUAUUCUUAUGCCUUAGAGGACGUUUAGCAUACAUUUUCACCAGCAGCGAAGAAGUGGCCGAAGCCGUUGCCGAUUUAUCUCCGUUGUUGGCUUCUUCCAUACUUGUGAACAGUGUUCAACCUGUGCUCUCUGGGGUUGCGGUGGGAGCUGGAUGGCAGCGCGUAGUGGCAUGGGUUAACAUUGCCUCGUAUUAUCUAGUUGGCAUUCCAAUUGGUGUUGUGCUUGGAUACGUUUGGAAUAUGCAUGUCAAGGGUGUUUGGAUUGGCAUGUUGCUAGGAACAUUGCUUCAAACAAUUGUACUGGUUGUGAUCACUUGGAGAACUGACUGGGAUAAACAGGUCACCCUAGCUCGCACUCGACUUAAUAGAUGGUUUGUACCUGAAUCAGAAGACAACCAAAAUGUGGCUGCCUGAUUUCAAAUGCAUUUCUUUAAAAUUUUGGGGAUUCUUUGGCCUCAACUUUGCAAUAUACCAAAUGAAGUUACAUCUUGUAUGUGACUGCAAUAAUGUGUUGUGGAUGAAUAUUUGUAACAAAAUUUGAUGCGUUGUAAUUUCUGUUGCAUUUUAAUUUAGUAAUAUUAUAUUUGAUUA
Molecule: messenger RNA, 1697 nt
Organism: Gossypium raimondii (Peruvian cotton)
Lineage: Eukaryota; Viridiplantae; Streptophyta; Magnoliopsida; Malvales; Malvaceae
Product: protein DETOXIFICATION 21
Exons: 8
Coding region: 60-1520 (486 amino acids)
Biological process (GO): xenobiotic detoxification by transmembrane export across the plasma membrane
Cellular component (GO): membrane
Molecular function (GO): xenobiotic transmembrane transporter activity; antiporter activity
Source: RefSeq, a predicted model, not a curated record